AUGAAUAUCUUUGGACCGAAAAUUAUAUCUCUUUCGGUCAAACAUCCUCCCCAAUUAGCUCCAUUAAAGAUUAGGGAGCCCCAGCCUCCAAAUUCAAAAAGAACAGCUCAUGGAGCAAGAAAAUCUCAAAAAAAUCAGCAGCAAAUAUCAUCUCCAAGACCUUCAUACAAAUUAAGCAUGCUUAUAAAAGACUUACCGAUUAGUUCACCGCGCCCAUCAGUAAAAAGACCGGUUGCAUUUCCGUCUCCACCACAAUCACCACGCUCACCAAGACAAAAUAACAUAAACCCAUCAAAAGUUUUAUUAGACAAGGUUAAUUAUAUGAUAGAAAACCCAGUAAUUAGUCCUCUCACCGAGUUUGAAAGAAAGAUAGAAACCUUAUCUUCGAUCAAUCAUUUAGUACCAAGAAUUUGGGAUGGACAGCCCUCUAACAUCCCUCGGCUCCUUGAUCCCCUCUUUCGGAUGAUCAAAAUGCAUAUAUUUCAGCCUUUACCAAAGUUUUCUCCUUUUUUACUUUAUUCAGAAACAAAAGUUGCUGUUUCUCGGCAAUUUUGGCCAGCACUCUCAAUAAUAUACAAAACUCUUGCAUAUAUUAUCAAAAACACUUCACAUCAAGAAUUGAACAACUAUAUCAAUCAAGAUUUCAUAAAAUCCCUCAUGGGUGUUCUUCAAUCACCAGAUGCGAAUGAAUCUCUUGCUUCUGAAGACUGUAUCACAGAAAUUUUUGACAAAUUUCUUCGUUAUCAAGUUUUUAUAUUUAAAAGCGCUGUAUCCCUUUUAAGCUCAUUCGUAGAUGGGGCAAUAAAUCAUGUCUCAGUGGCGCCUUGCAUCAGGCUCUCUCAUUACUUCCUUCUCUUCAAUAAAGUUGACUUACACUCGAUCGCUUUCAAUGUGGUCGCCCCCUUAAUUUCGUGUCACUUUUCUUCCGAUUACUUUGAUGAUUUAGAGAAGAUAAUCAUGUUUUUGUGCGAUAAUGAUCCUGGUUUGAAUCCUUUUUUCAGCCAGUAUCUCAUAGCACACUUCCCUGCGAGCGACAGCGCCAAAUCUUGCUUAUUCCUUGAUUUAAUUGCAAGACUUGAUGUCAAAUGUCCAAACGAAGCAUUCGUAAGGUUAGUAAGUGACUGCGUGAUGUCGCCAAACUUCAGAGUUUCGCUGGCCGCGCUGCAGGUAAUAACUCGUAAUUUCAUUCAGAGAAAUCCAAGGGCAGCCAGGUUGCUAGUCAACAACGUAAGCAAGGCGAGGUCCCAUUGGUGCGAUAUGGUCAGAGAUUUAGCUCAAGUUAUAUAUAAAUUACUAAUGGAUGCCGACAGAGGCGCAAUGCGAGCGGCAUUGCAUCUAAAUGAGCGUGAAGCCAAGAAAGGAAAGGAAAAAGCUCAAAUUUGGAAAGAAAUUUUUGAAAAGAGCGGAUCCGAUAUCAAUAAUAUAGAUUUUGUUUUUUGUUUGUAA
This is a messenger RNA of Trichomonas vaginalis G3, 1446 nucleotides long. Its product is annotated as protein phosphatase regulator protein. Gene Ontology annotation, molecular function: protein phosphatase regulator activity. Gene Ontology annotation, biological process: signal transduction. The transcript has a single exon. The record is from RefSeq and is a predicted model, not a curated record. The coding region runs from base 1 to 1446 and encodes 481 amino acids. Gene Ontology annotation, cellular component: protein phosphatase type 2A complex. Lineage: Eukaryota; Parabasalia; Trichomonadida; Trichomonadidae.